AUGAGCUCAUCCCACCGCUCGGCGAGCAGCUCGCUCAGUCCGCAGCCAGACAAUGUCAUCGUCGUACGGGACCAACACCACUUCCUCGAGCCACAGCCGCCCUUCGACUACCAUUCUUUAACGGGCGAACGCACAAUCUGCAUCGAUCCCGGAUCGUACACGUGGCGUGCGGGCUUCAGUGGCAUGGACGUGCCAUACAUCCACAGACCGAAUGUUGUUGCACGAUACCGCGAGCGCAAGAAUGGGCGGAACAUGAUGCUGUUUGGACACGAUGUUGAGAUUGAUGCCAACUCGCGCUCAAAUGGCAAGAGCAUGUUUGAUGGCGACUUGCUGGUACAUUCCGACCUCCUUGAGGCAGCGCUCGACUACAGCUUCCUCACGCUCGGGAUAGACACGCCAAAAAUCGAACAGCCGAUUGUCAUGACUGAGCGUCUGGCUAACCCCCUCUUCACACGAGCAAUGACGUCGGAGCUCCUUUUCGAACUGUACAACGCGCCUGCAGUGACGUACGGCAUUGACUCGCUGUUUGCCUUCUCGCGGCAUGGGCACAAGGACGGCCUGUCCGUCCACCUCGGAAACAGCGCCAGCACCGUCGUCCCCGUUGUCGAUGGGCGAGGUGACAUCUCCAGAGCGAAGCGGAUACCAUUCGGCGGGCAACAGGCGUCGGAGCUCAUGCAGAAGCUCGCACAGCUCAAGUACCCCUCAUUCCCACUCAAGGUCACGCCAUCACAGUUCACCUUCAUGUUCCAGGAGACGUGCUAUUUCUCGUCCGACUACGAGUCGGAGCUGCGCUCGCUCGAGGACCCGGCCAACAUGGCUGCCAUGACCAAGGUCAUGCAGUUCCCUUACCACAAGCCGGACGUCGUCGAGAAGACGGAGGAGGAGAUUGCAGCGCAGCUGGAGCGACGGAAAGCGCAAGGCCAGCGGCUGCAGGAGAUGCAGGCCAAGCUGAGCGCCGAGAAGCUCGCGGCCAAGGUCGCAGAGCUCGACGAGUACAAAGCGCUCCUGGCUGAGAAGGGAAAUAUGAAGAAGGCCGACUUCCAGAAACGCAUCUCGGACACGACCAACUUUGAGACCGAGGCCGAGCUCGAGUCGUGGAUGAAGCGCACAGAACAGGACAUCCGGCGCAAGCAGCGGCGCGCGAUGGGCGAGGAGCCCGAGCCGGAAGAGGAGCCGACUUUCCCGCUUGUUGACCGACCAGACGAGGAGCUCACAGAGGAGGAGAUCAAGGACAAGCGGAGGCAAAGGCUCAUGAAGGCGGGUUGGGAGGCGCGUGUCAAGAUUCGCGAGGAGAAGCAGAGGGAGAAGGAGCGCCUGGAAGAAAUUCAGAGGCUAGAUGACGAGGAGCGGGUCAACAAUCUGGCCGCAUGGUCGGCCAAGCUGCGCCUGGAGCAGGAGGAGGUGAUUGAACGGCUGGGGGAUCGGAAGAAGCGGAAAGCGCAGCUCGGCGACCGGAAGAGUGCUGCGGCGCAGAACCGGAUGAAGUCAAUCGCGUCGUUGGCAGCAGAUACGAACGGGGGGAAGAAGCGCAAGAAGGGCGAGGAGGAAAGGGACGACGGGUUUGGGCGCGACGACUCGGACUGGGCCGUCUACCGCGAGAUCCAGGUUGACGAGGACUCGGAGGCGGAGGAGGACGAUCUGGCGACACUCGAGGCGCUCGAGGCCAAGCUGCUCAAGUUUGACCCUAAUUUCACAGAGGACGACACGCUUGAGGGCAAGGUGCGAGCGAAGAAUGCGCUCCUCAAUGCCUUCGUCAGAGGCGGCAAUGGAGGAAAAUAUGACCCCGAAGACGUCAAGCAGUCAUACCAGAUCCACCUGAAUGUCGAGCGCAUCCGCGUUCCCGAGACGUGGUUCCAGCCGAGCUUGUUUGGGAUCGACAGCGCUGGCGUCGGUGAGGUGGCUGGCUGGCUCCUCAACGGGUUCGAGGACGAUGUGCGCUCGCGCCUCAUGCAGUGCAUCGUCGUGUCUGGCGGAUGCUCGCAGCUUCCCAACGUCGUCCAGCGCAUGCGUAACACGCUCACGCCGCUCCUGCCAUUCCGGCAACCACUCAAGAUUCUUGGGUCGGUUGAUGCGGACCCUGCGCUUGAGGCGUGGCGCGGCAUGGCGGCGUGGGCUGGUACGGAGGAGGCGAGGGCGGCACGUAUUACGCGUGCAGAGUACGACGAGCACGGCGCCGAGUGGCUCAAGGAACACGCAUGGGGUAAUGUUGCGCUGUGA
Messenger RNA from Cutaneotrichosporon cavernicola, 2217 nucleotides. RefSeq lists its product as uncharacterized. Lineage: Eukaryota; Fungi; Basidiomycota; Tremellomycetes; Trichosporonales; Trichosporonaceae. Gene Ontology annotation, biological process: regulation of DNA-templated transcription. The record is from RefSeq and is a predicted model, not a curated record. The coding region runs from base 1 to 2217 and encodes 738 amino acids. The transcript is spliced from 8 exons. Gene Ontology annotation, cellular component: Ino80 complex; cytoplasm.